This is a messenger RNA of Hippoglossus stenolepis (Pacific halibut), 4008 nucleotides long. RefSeq names its product microseminoprotein, prostate associated 1 (gene msmp1). Lineage: Eukaryota; Metazoa; Chordata; Actinopteri; Pleuronectiformes; Pleuronectidae. Bases 3082 to 3471 code for a protein of 129 amino acids. The record is from RefSeq and is a predicted model, not a curated record. The transcript is spliced from 3 exons.
CUGGUCGGAUCGUGGAUCGAUUGGUCGAGCCUCGCGCAGGAGAAGUGGGAAGUGGAGAAUGGGCGGGGUUUCCAGCGCGCGUCUUAAAGGAACAGUACACCCAAAUUAUUUCUAGAGGGAGAGUUCACUCUUUAACUACUUAGUACAUUUAGUGUUUGAGUCCAUAAAACACUUUUGGAGUUUCAGGGGCCAACGGGGUUGCAGCCAAAGCCAAUGCAAUUAGAGUAAAUGGUGACCCCUUCUUCAAACAACAAAAUAACAAAUAAAAAACAUAAGAUGCCUCCAUACAGCUCCUGUGGUGUCAUCUAAGUCUCUGUAAGCCCCAAUAUUCAAAUUCAACUUGAAACGGCGUCAUUUAGACCAUGUUCUUAGCCUAAAUGUCCACUACCGUACCCCGCACGCCAUUGGGCGAGAGCUUGUGUGCGGUGUGUACGUGCAAAUGUGAACACAGUUCCAGAGGAGGAUCAAAGCACACUUUAGGCAAAAAACUUUUUAAUCGAAUUUGAACAUCAUUAAUGAUUCCACUAUUAGCUAUUUUAGUUUGGUGUCAGAAUGAUACAGUACCUGUUUUUACCUUUUGAAUUAAAGACACAGGGGUGCACAAUAUUUUGAAGUGACUGAAGUAUUUAAUAUAUAAAAAGACAUUUAUGAUGCGUAGUCAAGCCGUUCAUGUUACUUUGUCAGCAGUCUGUCUACAUGACUGAUUGUCAGUGUGACAUAAGCAGUGAAACACAGUCGUCUUAUCAAAGAUUCCACUCUCCAAGUUGAAUGAUUUCAUGACGACAGCCUUGUAAAAUUUUAACAGAAAGUUCUGCCCAAUUAAAAUGCGCUUGUCACCAAUUAAGUGCACGCCCGUGAAGGGAAACAGGCGUGUGACCGGAAAAUCCUCAUCUUUUGUUUUGAUGAGAUCCUCCCUCUCAUCGUCGCUGACGACAACGAGCUGACAAAUCAGACAGUGAACUCAUCCUCACUUUAUUAUAGGCGACACAGUGGCUCUGCUAGGUAAAUACCUGAACUUAGAAUAGUAGAAAUAGCACCUUAAACAAAUAAUAAUAAUUCUAAAUGAAUAAGGAAACAGACUUCUGAAAAGUCCAAACUUUUCCAUCAGGCCGUUAUGAUAUAAUUAACUGUAUGUUCAAAUUAAUGACAGAAAAAGUGAGUAGAGCCUGAGAGAGGCAAGUGUGAGUCAUAGAACUGAGAGAAAAUACCCCCCCCCCCCCUGAUGAGGAGGACCUAUCAACACUCUCCGACUACUGUGGGGUACCAGAGAGAAGGCACGUAAAAGCCCACGUUAUGUUGCCCCGGGGGCCUCCUGUGAGAGCUUUGGGAGGAUUUUUCCUAUGAUUUUGCAUGUCGCUCUGCAGAUAGUAAACAAGUGGAAGAAGAUGAGAUAAUGUUUUGUUGACCCAGGGAGGAAGACUGCGCUGCAUCGUCAGGUCAAAGUUUUUUCAGGGGUGAAACUACGAGAGCUGAGAUUUACAGAAAUAUUCACUCCUGCAGAACAUAUCAUACAGUUUUGGGGCUGAGAACAAACUGAUAUCCAGGAUUAAUAUAUAUAAAAAUAAAACACAAAUGUAGAUGCCCCAAAAUUGACUUUAUUGACCCAUCUUCCAUCCUUUCACCAAGUUUGGUGGGAAUCCAUCAGGUAGUUUUUGUGUAAUCCUGCUGACAAACAAAGAAAGAAAGAAAUCAUCAAAACAAAUGAACAGGGGUGAAAACAGGCGGAGGUAACGAUUUUGAAUAUUGAUUUAUCAUUUCAAGUCAAUGUUCCUGGCAAAAAGUCAAACAUUUCCCUCGUCCCUGGUAAAUUGUGAAGAUUUUAUUGAUUUUCUCUCAAAAUUCAUUGUAAAUUUAAUACUUUUUAGUUUUGGGGAUGUAAGUUGGACAAGAUAAUGAAUUGAAGACUGAGAUUACGUUUUGCUUUAAGAAACAAGUGAUGAGCGUUUCUCCUUUUACUUUUGCUCUUGUUUUUGUUAUUUGGCCAAUUUGACUAUUUCUUAUUUUUAUUUUCUUGGGAAUGUUUUGUUUUUAUUGUAAACGAGGUUUCUCCUUCAAUGUAUUCCCGAGCUGAAACAAAGGUUGAAUGAAAGGUCAACAGAAAAAGAACAAAAGUGGGUUUUACUGGUCAGUUCAUCCACAGACACGUGGAUGACAAAGGAAAAACCCGGAGUGUCAUCGUGAGGUGUUGGGCUUUAGUUUUCCUUGACGUUCGACGACUUUCUCAAACUCUCCGAGAGAUAUGAACCAAAUGUUUCCAGGAGAUAAUUCCUCACUUGGUGUUUUGACGAUGGCGUUGGUGUGCACGCUCGAUGAAGACAUCUUCCAUAGGUGUUCAGUCGCGAAGCAAAGGCCACAUGAUUCACAUUAUUUUCAUAAACGUCAGAGCAAUCAGUGGCUCCCUGUUCCCUGUAUGGAAGCAUCUGUCUCCAUUUAUCCAGCUCUGUGCAUCCAGACCAGUGAGGGCCUCUUGUAACUACUGUGCAGUCAGACACUGUGGGAAGGAGAUCAGAGCUCCCUGCUGUGGAUUUACAUAUAAACUAAAGAUUUGUUUUUCUUUAUUAAAAUUUACAUAAAUGUUUUACACAUGUAUGAGUCUCAUGUUCAGUUUCUGGACGUCGACCUGCUCUACAAAACCCCAGCAGAGGUUGAAUGGUGAUGAAUCAUGUUUGAUAAUUCCACCCUUCUUCCUCUUCCUCCUCCUCCUCCUCCUCCUCCUCCUCUUCCUCCUCCUCUCCCUGGACGUCACCUCUCUCUCUCUCUCUCUCUCCCUGCCCUCCAUCUCACCUCUCUCUUACCCUUCCCUCUCUUAGUCACAGCACCGAUGUGUCAUUCUUUCUAUCACUUUGGAGGUUCAUGCCUGCUGAAGCGCAGCGAGCUGAUCUCUGGAGAGCCAAGACGGUGCCAAGACUGCUCCACACAAACCGCCGCCACCUCCUCGCUCCCAGUGGAUGGCACCCCUGACGCCUUCCCCAGCCAGGACUGGGAGAAAAAAAACACGCCUCCACGCCGCGGUGGAUGCAGUCAGGAUGUAUAAAUGAGGGUGCAAACGGGUGAAGAACAACCAGAGGCAAACAGGACCAGAUGAAGAUGGAGAUUUCAAGGGUGAACUGGAUGCUGGCAGCUGCAGGGUUCCUCCUGUGGAGCAGCGGAGGCUCUGCUGCGCCCAUGGAGUGCCACUUCGACUCAAGAGCUCUGUGUGUGUUUGAGGGAAGACAAUACACUCUGGGUGACACCUGGAUGGACAACGCUUGCAUGCAGUGCACCUGUCUGCACCCUGUUGGAGUCGGCUGCUGUGAGACGGUGCAUCGGCCGGUGGAUUUCCCCGCGUGGUGUCAGUUGCGUGUGGAGCCAGUGACCUGCAAAGUGUCUCUGGUGCAGGCGGCCGACCCCCGUCUGCCCUGCUACUCCGGCAGAGACUUCAAUGACCCGAGCCACGGAUCGCUUCAGCUGCAGCACCAGCUCGAAGGGUAGAGAGCCACUCGAACCCAGUCAACCAUCUGUCUGAUCUGUGAAACCCAUACUCACCACAGUUAAAUACCAGUAACUACUUCUGAACAAAUAUAAAACAUUAACAGCAUGUGUAAGUUCCAGUGUUUGUAUCGUCAGAAAUGUGACAUUCGUCUGUGAAGGUAGAUUUAAAUAAAACUGCAGCAUUUUCCAGCAGAGAAUUUUAUGAAACAUAGAAACAAAUUAAGAUUGAAGUUUACUUAAGAUCAAAUGUUUUUCAGUCUAUGUUUUUACAUUAGUUAUUAGAGUACGUAGUUUAUCUGCCAUUAGUGGCUCAAAGCUUCCGACCUAACUUUUGUCUUUAGAUACAGAGUGUGGGGAACUUGUGCCAAAGAUUGUCUGUAAAGAAAAAAAUAGUUUUGGGAUAUUUUCACCUUAAGCCGAAUGUCGGAUCUUUAAUCAAUCCAAUAAUGACUUCUUGUAAAUAUAAACACAGUAUAUACACAUGCAUUAAUAUAUACAAAUUCUGCUGAAGUUGACCUGUUCUCUGCUGUAACUCAU